Messenger RNA from Prosopis cineraria, 993 nucleotides. RefSeq lists its product as uncharacterized. NCBI's taxonomy places the organism in Eukaryota, Viridiplantae, Streptophyta, Magnoliopsida, Fabales, Fabaceae. The record is from RefSeq and is a predicted model, not a curated record. The transcript is spliced from 5 exons. Bases 355 to 663 code for a protein of 102 amino acids. Gene Ontology annotation, molecular function: protein binding.
GUCACCUGCACACGGGAGCAAUGUCGCUGCUCGCUGGACGACAGCUUCCUUGCCGACCUGAUCUCUACCGAAAGGCGAAAGCUGCUGCACUCUCCUUGUACUUGUAAAGUGUAAACCCUUCUUAAUUCUCCGUUGGCCCCGAAAAAGAAAAACCCUUUCUUAAUUCUCAUCCCACCAGACACCGCCUUUGGCUGAUUCUGAAUAUAAAAUUAUCUCCAUAGAAUUCAAACAUGACCUUCCCCUAGCAACGACGAGACAAAGCUCAAGGAAAAGCUCUGCGACUCCGAAACCCACUCCUCAGUGGUUCAAUAUACCGAACCCGAAAACCGCACAUCCGGAAAUUGAAGUUGAAGGAUGGAGAGCAGUACGGAGAAAGCGGCAAAUAGUCGAGUGCCACUUUCGGAUGUGGUAGCGGACUGUGUUAAGCGGUGGUUUAGGGACACGCUCAGGGAAGCCAAAGCAGGUGACAUCAACAUGCAAGUGUUGGUUGGUCAGAUGUAUUGCAGCGGUUAUGGAGUUCCUAGAGAUGCCCAGAAGGGAAGGGUUUGGCUUACCAAGGCAUCAAGGACUAGGUCUUCAGUUUGGAAAGUUGGUAACAAGCGUCCAGGUUAUAAUGCGAGUGAUUCUGAUUCUGAUUCUGAUGAAUUAAAGGAUCAUUCUUAAGCAGAUAUAAUUUUCCUUCAUGCUCUAAAACAUGAAAGGGAAGUCAAAAGUUUCGGGUUCAUUACGGGGGCUGGGGUCAGGGAAGCUUUCCAGACUAUGAGCAUAGAGAGAGAUUAUUUUAUUAAGUUGUUCGGUGGAUCAUUUUUGUUCUGUUGCUGGUUUGGUGGCACCUUCAUCAUGAUCCUUCAAUUCUUAACAGACCUGACAUUUUCGUUGAAUCGUGACAUUGUUGGUUCCCGGUAGAUCGAAUUGACUUCCUGAAACAUAGUUAAUAUUUAUAAUUCAGGAUUAUAUUGACUAAAUAGUUAAAGGAAAUUUCUCCACAUAUUA